Molecule: messenger RNA, 4047 nt
Organism: Aspergillus clavatus NRRL 1
Lineage: Eukaryota; Fungi; Ascomycota; Eurotiomycetes; Eurotiales; Aspergillaceae
Exons: 1
Coding region: 1-4047 (1348 amino acids)
Molecular function (GO): protein binding
Source: RefSeq, a predicted model, not a curated record
AUGGAGAAGCCUGCUCAGAUAACCAUCCCGCCCAAAAUCAUCGAUGCCGCCAAGGCAGCGUUCGCUCGAGAUCAUCCACUGACUGAUGAUCUUCGCCCGGGAACGUUCUUCGACAAUGCAGAUUAUCUCGACACGUUGCCGCUGCAAGCCAAAGCGCUAAUCUGUGCGAUCCAAGAUAUCGGAGAGCAUCCAGACAGGCCAGCCAUGUGCCACAUCCAGUCCGAGCAGGCUCUCAACCGAUAUCUGCAAGCGCGGGACAAGGCAGAUCUGACGGCGGCAUUUGCCUUUGAAGCAGUGUCCCUGCGCUAUGUUCCACCCCAGCAUCCUGGUCGAGGGAAGUCAAAUCAUCACAUGGGCCGUCUGUACCAAGAGAAAUGGGAGAGCGGGAAAAGCCCCGCAGAUCUCGAUGAGACAAUCCGUCACUAUAAGAUCGCUGUGGACGUCGCGACGGAGAACGACGGAGUCCUCAGUGACUGGGUCAAUGAUGUCGCGGCUCUUGUCACGAAGCGCUGCAUACGGACGAGACAGGAGAGCGACAGGGAGGAUGCGCGAAAGUAUUUCGAUCGAGCCAUUGAGCUUGCUCAACAGUCGCCAACACGAGCUCUAAUUCUUUCCAACAAAGGCGAACUCAUCCGUCUCACGAUGUCCGACAACGAUAAGAAUAGGGAGGCUCUUCUGAAUGAGGCAAUUGUAUACCACGAUGAAGCGACCGUGCUAUGCGAAAUAUAUCAAGCUCUCCCUUUCAAGCCUCGCAUUCCGUACGGCAUGAUCCAUCGCAACGCCGCUCUAGCGUACAUCGCACGGUGCACCGCAACCAACAGCUUAGAAGAUGGCGAAAAGGCGUGUGCCUUGCAGUACAAAGCCCUCUCCUUCGGCCCCGUUGGAAACGGAAACUGGGAGUUGUUCAUGAACGAGCUGGGCGUCAUCCACAAAUCGCGAGCACAGGUAUUCGAUGACCCGGAAGAGGAGGAGGAAUUGGCUUGUAUUGCAUGGCAGGAAGUCAUCGAGAACAACCCCAGUGCCAUCAACGCCAGGGUCCACCUAGCAGAGUUCUAUCGUCAAAAGGCGGACAAGUCCCUGGAUCGAAAGGCAGCAGAGGAAUGGUUCCAGUCCGCCGUGGAGCUGGCUGAGGAUGCGGUACGAAUACUUCCAGCGCAUCAUGCAAACCCAGGUCGGGCUUACGAUUGCUGCUCCGCUGUGCACUAUUCAAAGUACGAGUUUGACGGCGAGGUCGCAAACAUUAGUAGAGCAGUCGCGUGUGCCCGAAUGGCCACACAGGAUGUGGGCAGUAAUGACUUAUGGAACUACUACCGUGUGCUUGCCCAGACACUGAUUACUCGAUAUGAACGCCUCCAGGAGCCUGACGACCUACGUGAUUCCGAGGUUGCAGCAAAAGCGGCCCUGUCGAAAUGCAGACCGGGGGACCUUGAGUGUCAAUCGCACUGCCAGUGGAUCUUAGGCAAGAUUACUCGGGCAAUGUACGAUAGCUCACGGAAGACAGACACACUGCAUCGGGCGUUAGAGAUAUUCCGCCUUGCAAAUGAGGACAUGCCAAAGGAUACUCUGUCCAAGUCGUUGGUUCUGAACGACCUGGGGAAUAGCCUUACACAACUAUUCAGCCAUGAGGCGGUCCCCGAGUACUUAGAAAAGGCAAUCAACGCGUACUCUGAAUCCCUAUCCUGCCUCGAGCACCUAUACAAGACUGACCAGCACCCCGAUGUUCUCAUGGUCAAUGCGUCGCUGGGAUAUGUUAUGAUGCAGCGAUUUAUCCACUGGGGAGCGGAGACAGAUAUCGAGUCCGGCAUCAAAUACUGUCGACGAAGUCUCUCGCACAUUGAUGAGCGCCAUCCGCGGUAUGCGAUGCGUGCUGCAAAUCUCAGCCAUGCACUUCAGCUCCAAUUUGGAAUCAAGUCUAAUCUAGAUGGACUGAAGGAGGCGCAACGGGUGCUCACUGUGGCUCUGGAAGGGCCAGUACCGCUCAGUGAUCAAUUACGGACUGGACUGGCGACUAACCUAGGGAAUGCGUACCAGCACGCCUUAACAGUCAGUAAGCAGCCAAGUGAUCUGGAAAAUGCGAUCGAGAAUUACAACAAAGCCAUAGCUGUUCAAGGGGCUUCAACUGCCGCACGCGCCACUGCAUUAAUGAACAAGGCGGCCUGUCUCAAGAAGAUGGCUGAAAUAGCGGAUCACCCGGGACCAGAAUUCGAAGGCAGUAAUAAAGCAUUUGAAGAGGCCCAGAAGGCAUUGGGUGAAGAUGACCCUCACUACUGGGCUGUUCUGUGCAAUCAUGCAGAUCUCUUGUUCACCUUGUACAACCAAAAGACGGGCCCAGAUCCACAAGCCCAUGGACUCGCAGCGCUCAACAAUUACAGCAGGCUCACAAAGAUGAAGAACGUCCCACCAGCUGUGCGGAUCAACAUCGCAUCCCUGGCAGCAAGCCUUGCAAACGACCUACUCCAGGGUCCAGCUCAGGCUCGAGACUACAUUCUCAUCUGCCUCAACCUGCUCCCCGAAGCCAUUCUCAUGCACGAAAGUAGACUGGAGCAAUUGCGAUUCAUCCGCAAAUGUCAAUAUGUCCCAAGCAGCGUGGCCGCAUUGUCACUUAGCGCAGGAGACCCUCCGAGUGCGGUCAUCCAUCGUCUGGAGGCUGGUCGAGCGUUCAUCUGGGACCGUAUCCAGGGCCAACCAACCCAGCUUGAUGCACUAGAGAUAGAGAACGGCGAAUUAGCCGCCAGGUUCCGCGUUCUACAGCAGCGCAUCCUCCAACAAAGCCCGUCCUCUGGUGGAUUGGUAGGCAUGGAUCUCACCUCGGUCUCACCGGAUGACGCAAAUAGAAUGCAGCGGCAACACGACGCGGAUGCGUAUCGCGAGGUCCUUCAGGAGAUUAGAACCCUGCCGGGAUUUGGCUCCUUCCUCAGAACGCCAGACGUUCCUGUCGACCUCCAGCGCUACGCUGCAGACGCUCCCAUCGUCUUUAUCAAUGCCAGCAACUACCGAAGCGAUGCUUUGAUAAUAACCAAGGAUAACGUGUACAGUCUGCCUCUUCCGUCCUUUAGCAUGGAUCGAUUGGCGCUCUAUUGUGCACGCUUUAUACGGCUUCUUGGCGUCUUUAGCAGGCCAGAAGAGCAAGCAGACGCCUUCGCUGACUACGUGGUGGUAAUGAGGUGGCUUUGGCAAGCCGCUGCAAAGCCAAUAUUAAAUAGCAUCGACUGGACGAAAUAUGAUGCCGCACCGUACGGGAAGCCCCGCGUAACCUGGGUCUCGACUGGAUGGAUUAGCGUGCUCCCGAUCCACGCUGCAGGAGAUUUUAGACAUCCAGGGGAAAGUGUCCACGACGUGGCGGUUUCCUCAUACAUUACCUCACUCAAGGCCCUAGACUUUACCCGACAGAAUGCGCUGCGUAUAAAACAGCUUCCAGUGGCCCCAGGCUCCCGGCAGGCAAUGCUAGCAGCCAUGGCAACAACCCCGGGCCUGGGUCCAUCCGGCGAUCUGGACGUCGAGCCGGAAAUCACCGCGAUCGAAAAGACCCUCAAACCAUCCUUCCGAGUCAACGUGCUGAGACAAACCGACUCUCGCUCCGUCAAAACAAGCCUGUCCACAGCAACCGUGGCCCACUUCGCAUGCCACGCCCGCGCCGAUCCUCAAGACCCUUCCCGCAGCGCCAUUCUGCUAGAGGACAACCAGAAGAAACCUGCCCCAUUUACUGUCCGGACCCUUUUGCGGCUGAAUCUGAAGAGCUGCGAGAUGGUUUACCUCUCCGCCUGCGAGUCAGGGGCCAGCAAAGAUCUCCAACUCCGAGAUGAGGGAAUCCAUGUUGCCGGUGGCUUCCAGAUUGCGGGUGUCCCGCAUGUUAUCUCGACGCUGUGGGCGGUCUCGGAUAGUGUUUCUGUGCAGUUGGCGGGAUUGUUCUACGCGAACCUGAGGGAGGAUGGAGAGGAGGUGGAUCUGUCCAAAGCGCCAUAUGCUCUUCAUUGCGCGAUUGGGGAAAUGAGGAGGCAGGGUGUCCAUCCACUGCUUCUCGGGCCUUUUAUUCAUUCUGGGCCUUGA